ACACAAAUUAAAAUCUUGAUUUAAAUCAUUUAAAAAAUUAAAUCACCUUGGCAUACUGGAGCUGCUUGUCUACUUAUAUACUUUUUACUGUAAUAAUAAACCAAGCAGAUUAGGUUUUACAUAACUGUCAAUAUCAACUUCUUUGAAAAGCUCAUAAACCUUAGAUUUCACAAGUAAAAAUUUUUCCUAGUUAAGGUGGACUUUGCUUAUGCAAAUAUAAGUUGAAGAGACGGAACAAAAACGAUUUUAAAGUAACAUGAGAUAUUGGCAUUUCUUAAACCUAGAGACUUGACUAGAAAAUCUCUAUUAUAAUUUUUAACAUAAUGAAAUAUAUGAAAAGGCAAAGAGUAUGGCACUGCAAAAAAUAAUGAUAAUAAACCCAGUAAUUUAUGACUGACAAAGUUAUAAGAGGAUAUCAAGCAGUUGCUAGUGGGUAAAGUCCAUCUAGGAAACACAUCUGUGAGCUUUGCCCACUUUAACUUUUUCUGCCUGUAAUCUAAGGGAUACCAUUCAUUUUGAGACAAGCAAUGGAGGCAAAGUUUGUACAUGAAAGUGAGGGUCUAACUUUCUGGCUAGCCAGACCACAAGACUAUGAAGAGGUGAUGGCCAUAUCACAUGACAUCUACCAAGGCAAUGACUACCUUCCACAUCGUUAUCACACUUGGAUGACUGAGCAUGACAGAGUGGUCAUAAUUGGCAGGAGAAAUGGAAAGCUGGUGGCACUGGACUCUGCACUGGUGGUUGAUGGAGGGCAAACAGUGGUGUUGGAGGGAUUAAGAGUGUGUCCAAGUGAAAGGGGACAUGGAGUGGCUGGAGUUAUCCAAAGAGUCACUGACAGCUACAUUAAGCAAGUGUACCCAAGUGUAACAACCAAACGACUGACAAGACAUGAUAACCCAGGCCCUGAAAAACUCUCCAAGUUUACUUUUCUGGCUUGCCGGGCUGUUCUGUCUUUGUGCGGAGACGCUGAGAGUUUUGAAGGAUUUGUCUCAGGCCUGAAAUCAAAACUAGAAAAGACAGAGAAAUUAAAUGGGACCUACAGCAACCAGCAAAAAUUAUUUGUUCUAAAGGACGGCUAUCAGCUUAAAGCUCUACUCUUGGACAAUGAUCUUUCCUUGAGACUUCAGCUUCCUGGAGGUGCCAUCAUCCAAGACUGGCAACCUCUGAAACCAAUGGAAAGCAACCUGGAAAUUUUAGAAAGGCGAAACCUAACUUGGUUGGUUGACUGUUUCAAUGAAAAACCAAUGUUUAUGAGCUUUCACACACCGCCGUAUCCUGUGCCAUUUAGUGGAGGUGCUUUGCGGUUCAACAUAGACAUGUUUGGUACUGAUGUAUCUUUUGCAAGAAAGGCACUGAUAGCUCAUUUAGAGCAGGUAUUUGAGGAGAUUCAAGGUACAGUCUUGGUUCAUAUUUACAUGCCCCAAACAUUUUGGGAAGACAUGAGACAGUUUUGUCAUGGAGAUGAAGGAGUAAGGCAACAUAGGGAUUAUGGGGAGCAACUAUUUCUGGAGAAAGAGAUGUGAUAAUUCAUAGACACAAUCAGACAGGGAAUGAGAGAUGGUAGCAUCCAGAAUAGACAGAACUCUUUAAUAAAUUCAGUUCACUGAUUUAUAUACAGUUAUGUUAAUUCACUUUAAUUUAUCAGUUGUUACAGUACAUACAUUAAAGUCAACAAAGACUUGUAUUUGUCAUCAAGCCCUUAGUAAUGUCACUGUUUGGUUCCAAUCAUUUUACUUAUUACUGAAAUUUAAAAAGUUUUAAAAUUUUAAAACUUAUUUCAGUUUAAAAAAGCAUAACCACAGAAUUGUAUAUUCCACAGAAUAUUCUGUAUUAAUUAAAUCAAUAGAAAUCUAUUGCACAUUUUAUUGUCAUGCACAUGCUCUAUAUUUUAUCAGAUUAUAUCAAAUUAUUUAAUUUUUUAAUUAUAAGUUUUAUUAAAGUGUUUCAGUACUUGUUACAAUAUACAUGCAUUCAGUUCAAUUAAAUUAGUUCACUAAUCUCAUCCUGCCCAAUUUAUGAACAACUAAUGAAGGUAUUUUGUCAUUUGAUAAUCAAAUUUGCAUAUGUAAUAAAAAAAACACAUCGAUAUUACACUUGGAUGACUGAGUGUGACAGAGUGGUUAUAAUUGGCAGGAGACAUGGGAAACUGGUAAGAGUGGUUUGUACUAAUAAAUAUCUAGAUUAAUUUUUA
Tachysurus fulvidraco (yellow catfish) is the source of this 2191-nucleotide messenger RNA. RefSeq names its product N-acetyltransferase 16, like (gene nat16l). Gene Ontology annotation, molecular function: acyltransferase activity, transferring groups other than amino-acyl groups. The transcript has 4 exons. Bases 528 to 1523 code for a protein of 331 amino acids. The record is from RefSeq and is a predicted model, not a curated record. Lineage: Eukaryota; Metazoa; Chordata; Actinopteri; Siluriformes; Bagridae.